Molecule: messenger RNA, 1523 nt
Organism: Aspergillus ibericus CBS 121593
Lineage: Eukaryota; Fungi; Ascomycota; Eurotiomycetes; Eurotiales; Aspergillaceae
Product: putative exo-polygalacturonase
Exons: 5
Coding region: 1-1290 (429 amino acids)
Biological process (GO): carbohydrate metabolic process
Molecular function (GO): polygalacturonase activity
Source: RefSeq, a predicted model, not a curated record
AUGGUUCAAUUGUCAUUCCCCGUUAUUCUUUUUUUUUCUCUUUUUGUCCCCUCCCUCUCACUCUCCGAUGUAGCCCGAAAUGGCGACACUCGAUCUCAAUGCAUCGUCACCCCCGGAAACUCCUCCGAUAUUGACGAUGUCCCCGCCAUCCUCGAUGCCCUGACAACCUGUGGUACUGGUGGCCGGGUCAUUUUCACCAACAAUACCUACCACAUCAACUCGGUCAUGAACACAACCUGGCUCGACGAUGUUGAGAUUGACCUGCAGGGUACCCUCUUGUGGAGCACCAACAUCUCCUACUGGCUCAACCACUCCCUCCCCGUCGGAUAUCAAAACCAAUCCACGGCCUGGAUCCUAGGCGGCACCGAUAUCGUCUUCGACGGACACGGAUACGGAACGUUCAAUGGGAGUGGCACCACCUGGUACAAAUACGUUGGAUCGACAUCAAAUUACCCCGGACGACCGAAUCAGUUGACCGUAUCGGGGGCGAAGGGAGCGGUGUUUAGGGGGUUGCGGUUUGUGCAGAGUCAGAUGUGGACCAUGUCCAUCAUCCACACCUCCAACGCAUGGUUCGAUUCCAUUUACGUGAAUAAUCUAUACGAUAAUGGGGAUUCGGCGCAAAACACCGACGGCGCCAACACCAUCUACAGCCACAACAUCACCUUCACCAACUGGGAAGUGCUCAACGGCGACGACAGUAUCAGCACCAAAGCCAACUCCACUGAUAUAACCAUCGCAGACUCCACCUUCUCCAGCGGUCUGGGAAUAGCAAUCGGCAGUAUCGGCCAAUACAACGGGGCUUAUGAAACCGUCGAACAUCUUCACAUCUCAAACAUCACAUACGAAAAAACGACCCACGCUGUGUACUUUAAGACCUGGACGGGCGAUCAGGUCGGAUAUCCGCCUAACGGGGGCGGUGGGGGGUUAGGAUUUGCUUCCAACAUCACAGCCACCAACCUCAAAACCAACAAUCUCAAAGGCACACCCUUUACCAUCUCCCAAUGCACAACAUUUUCCGGUGCGUCGGGGAACUGCACCAACUCGAAGUUUCAAAUCCGGGAUCUCGUGUUCAGGGAUAUCUCCGGUACCACGGAGUCUGCUGAUGUGGCGAGUUUCCAAUGUAGUGCUGUUGCUCCGUGCGAGGAUAUUACUAUUGAGAAAGUCGAUUUGCGGAUUACGGGAAAUACCACGUAUGCGGGGGAGUAUCUCUGUGGGAAUGUGGAGGGGACGGUGGGGUUUAAUUGUACGGGGGCGGUGUGUGUGGGGUCGAGUGCGACGGGGGGGUGUUAGUAUGGGAAUAGGGAAAGGGCAGUUUGAGAGAUGGGGUAUGGUGGCAUUGAUGAGAUAUGGGGAGAAGAUAACCCCUCCUUUGGAUCGUCCUUCGGUUUUGGCAGCCUUUAUCUCUUUGAUGAGGGAUAUGAUAAUGGGAUGAUUGCUUUAUGGCAGUAUGUAGUUCGACUGACUACUAGAAACAAUCGGUACUUAUCCCAGUGAUGGAAAUUUGCCAGUGAUAUUCAGGGUAG